Molecule: messenger RNA, 1149 nt
Organism: Jaculus jaculus (lesser Egyptian jerboa)
Lineage: Eukaryota; Metazoa; Chordata; Mammalia; Rodentia; Dipodidae
Gene: Cers1
Product: ceramide synthase 1
Exons: 7
Coding region: 1-1053 (350 amino acids)
Biological process (GO): ceramide biosynthetic process
Cellular component (GO): membrane
Molecular function (GO): sphingosine N-acyltransferase activity
Source: RefSeq, a predicted model, not a curated record
AUGGCGGUGGCAGAUUCAGCGCUGGGGACCGCGACGCCCGAGCCCAUGCCGAGCUACGCGCAACUGCUGCAACGGAGCUGGGGCUCCGUGCUGGCGGCGGCGCGGGGGUGCACGGACUGCGGCUGGGGGCUGACGCGCCGCGGCCUGGCGGAGCACGCGCACCUGGCGCCCGCCGAGCUGCUGCUGGGGGCGCUGUGCGCGCUAGGCUGGACGGCACUGCGCUCCGUGACCACCGCACGCCUCUUUCGGCCCCUAGCCAAGCGGUGCCGCCUUCAACCCAGAGAUGCCGCCAAGUUACCUGAGAGCGCCUGGAAGCUUCUGUUCUACUUGGGGUGUUGGAGCUACUGCACUUACCUGCUCUUUGGCACCGACUACCCCUUCUUCCAUGAUCCACCUUCUGUCUUCUAUGACUGGACAUCAGGCAUGGCAGUGCCUUGGGACAUUGCGGUGGCUUACCUACUGCAGGGAAGCUUCUAUGGCCAUUCCAUCUAUGCUACACUGUACAUGGAUGCUUGGCGCAAGGACUCGGUGGUCAUGCUGAUCCAUCAUGUGGUCACCCUAACCCUCAUCAUCUCCUCAUAUGCCUUCCGGUAUCACAACGUGGGCCUCCUGGUGUUCUUCCUGCAUGACAUCAGCGACGUGCAGCUAGAGUUCACCAAGCUCAACAUCUACUUCAAGGCCAGCGGCGGCUCCUACCACCGUCUGCAUGCGCUGGUGGCCAACGUGGGCUGCCUCAGCUUCUGCUUCUGCUGGUUCUGGUUCCGCCUCUACUGGUUUCCCCUCAAGGUCCUGUAUGCCACCUGUCACUGCAGCCUGAUCUCAGUGCCCGACAUCCCCUUCUACUUUUUCUUCAAUGCACUCCUGCUGCUGCUGGCGGUCAUGAACGUCUACUGGUUCCUGUACAUCGUGGCCUUUGCCAUCAAGGUGCUAACAGGCCAGAUGCAUGAGCUGAAAGACCUGCGGGAAUACGACAUGCUGGAAGCCCAGAGCCCCAAGCCCGGCAAGGCUGAGAAGCCACUGAAGAAUGGCUUCGUGAAGGACAAGACCUUCUGAGACCCUCGAGCCGCCACGGAGAAAUUGGUUUUGUUCAACCAAGGCCUGGGACUCGGAGACCUGGCCCGGCCCCCAAGACACAAGCUCCGCCUCACU